Molecule: messenger RNA, 4203 nt
Organism: Zingiber officinale
Lineage: Eukaryota; Viridiplantae; Streptophyta; Magnoliopsida; Zingiberales; Zingiberaceae
Product: kinesin-like protein KIN-12G
Exons: 21
Coding region: 92-3928 (1278 amino acids)
Biological process (GO): microtubule-based movement
Molecular function (GO): microtubule motor activity; ATP binding; microtubule binding
Source: RefSeq, a predicted model, not a curated record
UGACGCUCUCUGUCUCCAGAUCCGAACCCUAAUCGCUCGCGAAUCCCGCUUCUUCUCGAGUGUCCCCCCUUUUCGAUUCCGGUAGUCGGAAAUGCCUGCCGUCGUCGAACCAGGGAGCGCUGCCGGGAGGGUUAGGUUUCACGAGGCCGUGACGAAUGUAGAGGCAGCCGAUGUGGGUGGGGAAAUCGAUCUGGAGGCCGUCCCUUGCGGCCUGCCGGCUCAGGGAUUCGAGCUGCAAGAGGAUCCUUCCUUCUGGAAGGACCAUAACGUUCAGGUUGCGAUCCGAAUCCGACCUCUCAGCAGUUCAGAGAUAUCCCUGCAAGGACACAGUCGAUGUGUCCGACAGGACAAUUGUCAAACCAUUGCAUGGACUGGACACCCUGAAUCUCGUUUCACCUUUGAUCUCAUUGCUGAUGAGCAUGUUAGUCAGGAGAAACUAUUCAAAGUUUCUGGAGUUCCGAUGGUUGAGAAUUGUGUGGCUGGCUAUAACAGCUGUAUGUUUGCCUAUGGCCAAACUGGCAGUGGAAAAACACACACAAUGAUAGGAGACAUUGAAGGUGGAACACGUAGACAUAGCGUUAACUGUGGGAUGACACCUAGAGUUUUUGAGCAUCUCUUCUCAAGGAUACAGAAGGAAAAAGAAGAUCGACGAGAUGAAAAGCUGCAAUUUACAUGUAGAUGCUCAUUUCUAGAAAUCUAUAAUGAGCAUAUACUUGAUCUUUUGAAUCCAUCCUGUGUAAAUUUGCAGAUAAGAGAAGAUUCAAAGAAAGGUGUUUAUGUAGAGAAUCUUUCAGAAUUUGAGGUUUCAUGUGCUCGUGAUGUUAUGCAACAACUUAUUCAGGGGUCAUCAAACAGAAAGGUGGCUGCUACAAACAUGAACAGAGCUAGCAGCCGUUCUCAUAGUGUUUUUACUUGUGUCAUAGAAAGUAAGUGGGAAUCCCAGGGUGUUACUCAUCAUAGGUUCGCUCGGCUUAACCUUGUAGAUUUAGCAGGGUCUGAGAGACAGAAGAGCUCAGGUGCUGAAGGUGAUAGACUGAAAGAAGCAACCAACAUAAAUAAAUCACUUUCAACUUUAGGACUUGUUAUCAUGAACCUUGUCAGUAUGUCAAACAAGAAAUCACUGCAUGUACCCUAUAGAGAUUCAAAGUUGACUUUCCUUCUUCAGGAUUCACUUGGAGGUAACUCUAAGACAAUCAUAAUUGCAAACAUAAGCCCAUCCAAUUGCUGUGCUUUAGAGACAUUAAGUACACUUAAGUUUGCACAACGUGCCAAGUUCAUAAGGAACAAUGCAAUUGUAAAUGAGGAUGCUUCUGGCGAUGUCAUCAGCAUGCGUCUACAAAUUCAACAAUUGAAGAAAGAAGUAAAUCACUUAAGAGGAUUAGUUAACAUUGGAGCUGGAAAUGAUACUUUGAGUUCUUGUCUUAAUGGAUCUCCAUGUUCUUUCAAGUGGGAUGGAGAGCAGGGAUCAUUCAGUCCACUGACAUUUGAUAAACGGUUAUCUCAGAGGAAGGAUAGUGAAGCUGCUCUAGUUGCAGCUUUUAGAAGAGAGAAGGACAAGGAAACAGAAUUAAAAGCAAUGACUGCUGAAAAGCAGGCUGCAGAACAGCUGAUCACUCAACGAACGGAGGAAGUAAGAGGUUUAAAGAUGAGACUUCGUUUUCGCGAGGAGCAAAUAAAGCGGUUAGAAGCAACUGCUGCUGGAAAGCUAUCAGCAGAAACACAUCUGUUGCAGGAGAAGGGAGAACUUCUGAAAGAAAUAGAUGUUCUUCGAAACCAAGUCGACCGUAAUCCAGAAGUUACCAGAUUUGCGAUGGAAAACCUGCAACUGAAAGAAGAACUAAGAAGAUUGCAGUCAUUUGUUGAAGAAGGUGAAAGAGAAAUGAUGAAUGAACAGCUGACAGUUUUACAGGAUAAGUUACUGGAGGCCCUGGAUUGGAGACUUAUGCAUGAAAAAGAUUCUGGUGUUUUUCAGCGGAACCUCUCAUCAUCUUGGGAUGCUUUUGGAAGUGAAGAAAACGAGUUUCUCCAUCUGCAGGCUAUUCAAAAUCAGAGAGAAAUAGAAGCACUCCGAAGAAAUCUUUCAAUUUCCCUUGAAACCAAAGAAAAACUCGAAAGGCGUGUUGAUGAGUUAGUUUUCCAACUAGAAGAACAGAGAAAGUCAACUCUAGCUCUUUCUGAAGGAUCCCAACUUCCCCAAUCUGAAUGCAUUAUUCCGGAAACGGAGAAGUCUUCUGAUGAACAGAUAGAACUUAAAACAAUGGUUGAUGCAAUUGCAGUUGCUAGUCAGAGAGAAGUCAAAGCUCAUGAAUCAGCUAUUGCAUUAGCCAGGGAGAAUGAAGAGUUAAGGUUGAAGCUUAACGUCCUUAUCGAUGACAACAACAAGUUGAUUGAACUCUAUGAGAGUGCAAUUGCAGAAGGAGCUAACAAUGUUGCUGUCUGCGGUUGUAAAUUUGUGCAAACAGAAGGACAAGAUGAAAUUUCUUCUGAACACAAUGACAAUAGGCUUGAAGAGUCCAACUAUGAAUUCCAUGACUCAGAGAUUAAGGAUAUUGAAAGUCUUCAGCACCAGCUUCACGAUUUGCAUGAAGAAAAUGAGAAACUGAUGGGCUUAUAUGAGGAAGCCAUGAAGGAGAGGGAUGAGUUCAAAAGAAUUCUUGCUUCUAUGGAAACAAAAGUAUCGUCAACCAAAGAAGAGAUUUCUUGUCCAGAAAAGCUUGUCGAAAUGGAUGAAGAAAUGGGUCGUCAGAAGCAGGAACCAGCAAAUCCAAAGGAAGAUCUGGCACAAAUGUCAGAGAAAAUGCCACAGCUGGUUAGAGAAAACUUGGAGUUGGUAAGAGAUAAGUUUGCUGCAGUAGGAAAUGAUGUUGUUAAAUACUUUGGGGUACUUGAGCAAAAUAUUACUGAGGUCAAUGAACUAUCUGAAAACGCUAUACAAUUGGACCAUGCCGUUAAGUUUAAGCAACAGGAGCAAAUGGAACUCGAGGUUGGCCUGUCCCAGCUGCAGGAAAGAAAGACAGUAUUGGAGAAUAAGUUUGUGGCUCUGAAAUUAGCACUUCAGAGUUUUUCAUCCAAAGCUAACUACUGGGAACAAAGAGAAGGUCGGACAAGAACCAGGUUUAAUGUGUGUUCUGAACAUGUACAACAAAAGAAAGAAGAACUAGCAUGUCUUCUAGCUGGCAAGGGUGAAAUCAACGCUGCUUUGGCGAAAGCCCAGCAGUCUGAAUCUCUGUUGAGAUGCAACAUCGAUAAUCUCAAGUCUAAGCUCCAUGAAAUAGAAACUCAAAGACAGAAGACUGAAAGAGUGCUCUUUGCAAUUGAUAAUGUGGAAAAUGCUGACAUGCCAGUGCCAAAGCCUAUGAAUUUUGGGAAAGCAUUCGAACUAUUGAAGUCUGAAGAGGAGAAAAGCAAGCUAUCUGCUGAGCUGAAAAAGCAACAGGAACAACUAGUUAUUCUAAAGAAGGAAAUUGGAAGCUUGGUGAAGAAAACUGAAGCAACUGAUGCUGACAUCAAGAAUGCUGAAACAUCGGUGAAAAAUGGGCUGCUAUCCUUGCAACAAGCAGAAGCUGCAUUACAGCAAAUGAUGGAAGAUAAGAAAAUGCUCGAUGAUAUGCAAGAGGAUGGGAGAUCUGAGAUUGACAAUCUUUUACUUGAGUUCCAGAAUUGCAUCUUUAAUUUGGAUCUGAAAGAAGGUGAGAUCAUUUUACACAAGGAAACGAUGGAACAUGAUUUGAGAAAUUUAGAGCAGAUAAGGGUUAAGCAAGAAUUGGCCACAGAGAGGUUGAAUCAGUUGUUGAAUGCCGAUCGACAUGUAACAACACUCUCUGGCAUAAGAGAUUACUCAUUAAAUGUUUCAGAGAUGGAACAGAAGCUAAGAGAUGUCCAGAUCUAUCUUGAUGAAAUCAUCUGCCAGCAGCCACGGGGCAGUUAAUUCAACUGCCUGAAUUCACUAGCAUUUUGAUUAACUAAACUAGCAUUUGUUAUUUGAUCUGUUCACAUGGAAUCAUCAUCACUUUCCUUUUUCUGUGCUUUAUUUGUACUUCUGUACAUAUUUUUAGUUUUAAUUGUUCUUGGGUAUGUGUAGUCAGGAUUGCUCAAAUACUCUUUAUCAGUUAUCGCACUAUCAUUGAUACCUGCAUAAAGAUGUUCCACUUUGCCACCUUUCAGUUAAUGUGGUUGCAAAUUCUGUCUAGAAUUACCAAAUAA